GGAAAAGGUUAAGAACUCACUCAGCUACUCAAGACGAGCAAAGGGAAAGAGCAUUUGGCUUCAAAGGGUGAGGACGUGUGCGUGGUGAGUUUUGGAAGGGAAGCGAACCAGAAAUAUGUCUUCAACAACCACCGGUUCCAGUUUACCCAGCGGCAUAAAGGUCCUGGCUACUUUCCCUGAUAUUCUGGCCAUCCCUGAAUUUGUUUUUGGCGGCCUAGUCUGGAUCCUGGUGGCUUCCACUAAAGUUCAUAAUCCGAUGAGUCAAGGCUGGGUGAUGUUCGUCUCAGUGUUUUGCUUUGUAAUUUCAACAUUGCUUUUGUUCCUAUAUAUGUGUGGCGCUCAUGGAGGGAAGUCGGCUUGGGUUGCUGUGGAUGCUUUCUACCAGGUAAUUGCUUCUCUCUUCUACCUGAGUGCGUCAGUUGUGCAAGCCUAUACUACCUUUCAGAUGAAAUCUACGGAUUAUUUUAAAUACUACCAAAUAGAUAUUGCAGCAGUGGUUUUUGCCUAUGCAGUCACAUUGACAUAUGUGAUCCACAUGGUGUUAUCGCUGCUGAGAUGGAAGUCCUCUUAAAAAAAUAAAUAAAUCUCUGAAUGUCUUUUAAAAUUUGAUUUUUGCAGGUGUAUUUGGUCAGUUACUACCUAAGUGUAUCUAAAUGAUUGUCUUUCUUUGGAAAAUUUGUAUACACAAGUGUGCUUUUAUUGUGUUCUGACAAAAA
Messenger RNA from Lacerta agilis (Sand lizard), 716 nucleotides. It is a transcript of the gene MAL, whose product is annotated as mal, T cell differentiation protein. Lineage: Eukaryota; Metazoa; Chordata; Lepidosauria; Squamata; Lacertidae. Gene Ontology annotation, molecular function: structural constituent of myelin sheath. Gene Ontology annotation, cellular component: membrane. Gene Ontology annotation, biological process: myelination. The coding region runs from base 116 to 571 and encodes 151 amino acids. The transcript has 4 exons. The record is from RefSeq and is a predicted model, not a curated record.